Cantharellus anzutake is the source of this 693-nucleotide messenger RNA. RefSeq lists its product as uncharacterized. Lineage: Eukaryota; Fungi; Basidiomycota; Agaricomycetes; Cantharellales; Hydnaceae. The record is from RefSeq and is a predicted model, not a curated record. The transcript is spliced from 2 exons. Bases 1 to 693 code for a protein of 230 amino acids.
AUGCAAUCCCCAGAGCUGUUCUACCAUACUGUCUGUAAUCCAGACAGUCCAGUUGCACACCCUGGUAUAGGGUACUUUAAAGAACCUGAUCUUUUCUGCAGUGGAUUCACCGGAGCUCACAUCAGGAAGCGCAACCCCCCAGAGUUCCAUGUAGCGUUCCAGCUCUCUUUCCCACCAGCUGACCUGAAAUGGGAAGAAGCAAGGAUGAAGGGGACAUACAAUAGGGAGAGGAGAGGAGGCCAACCCAUGAGAUAUGGGGAUGAGAGAGAGCAAGGGUUGAUAGAGUACAAAAAUGGUGCUAGGGGUUGGAAGUGGCAUUCGUUUCAUGCUGCCUGGUGGGAAUUCAUCCAGAGAUUCGACUAUACUGGUGGCAAUCGUAUUAGGGAGAAGGUCUGGAAGAAUGUGUACUCCAAACUUGUUUGGGCACCCUAUUCUGACCUUUCACGAAUGUGGUACACAACAUCCAACGCCAAAAGUGCAGAGACCUUCCCUGCAGAUAUGGCAGGUCAAAGGCAUCCCAUAAUCAUUCUCAAUCCUUUGAUCGAUGAUAAGGCUAUGUGGGAUGGAUCUUUGAUUAGGAGGAGGGAAUGGGUGUCACCGACCCUAGAGUGGGAGAGCCACUCUGGCCUUGGGGCCCCAGGGAAGCAAGACAGGGGCCAGCUGGAUCGUAGUGGGGUCCCAAAACUCGGCUAA